Molecule: messenger RNA, 5059 nt
Organism: Caenorhabditis auriculariae
Lineage: Eukaryota; Metazoa; Nematoda; Chromadorea; Rhabditida; Rhabditidae
Source: the annotation of a GenBank genome assembly
AUGAGAUCAAUAGUGAAGACGCUGUCAUUUGGCGUCAAAAAUUUCAAGCAAAAAGAGGUUUGCUUCAAGAAUCGUUUGUAAAUAUUUAUAAAUUAGAUUAUAUUUGAUGAUUAUAACUUCCGAAAAAAAUUUAAAUGAAGAGUUCUGUAGAAAUUUUUAGGAAUCUUGUGAAUUUCCAGGAGCAUGUAGUUUUGUCUUAAUCUUUAGAAAAAAAAACUAACUUGCAUGAAAAGUAUUGAAUCUCAAGCUUUUGGAAAUACAUUAUAAGUUUCAACAAAAAAAAAGAUAAAAAUGGGGUUGUUUUUUUCUAUUAAUUUUUCUUCUUUCAUUUCUUUCCGAAGCCAUACUUUAUUACUUAUUUCAGAAAAAAAUUGGUUUCGAAUUCCAAGUUUUCCAUGUUAUACCUCAACAUCGGCGCAAAAAAAUUAACUAUAUCAGAAGAGAUUUUUUUGAAAAAUAAGUUUUGAUAUUUUUUUAGAAGGAAGAAAAUGAGUCUGGAAAAAGCGCUACGAUUAUCAACGGUGACUGAGGAGAUGCUCAAAGAAAUCAACGAACUCCGAAAAUUAAAAAGAACAAGGGGAUUUUCAAAUUGAUGGAGAUUCUGACAAUGAUAACGAAGAAGAAACUUUGAAAGGUGAAAAAAAGCGAAAUUCAGCAAAAAAAAAAUAUUUAAUUCAGGUCCUAUAAAAAUUCUGUCCGAUGAUGGUACGAAGAAGAAAAAGAAUAAAAAACGGAAAGCCGAAAAAGAAGAAAAUCGAGGAGCCGAAAAUGAUGAGGAGGUCGACAAGAAGCUGGACAAGUUGGUAAGAAAAAAAGCUCUGAAAAGAAAAAAUGUGAUUUUCGAAUAACUUACCUCAACUUUAUAUGAAAAGAGGUCGUUUUCAGAGUUUCUGAUUGUUAGUUAUUAGUAAAACUCUUGGAAAAAGUUCGAUUUUUGAACACUUGAAGUUUUCAUGAUAAUUAGAUUUCAAAUUGCGAACAUUCUAAAUAAUGCAAAAAUUUGAAAUUCUCUUUUUGGAACGGAACAAGCCGUUUGGACAGUGUUUAAUUGUUAAUUUAGACGGCGUCAGUCUUCAAAUGAGCGUUUGAAUCAUGUUUUUUUUGAUUUGCAUAAAAAUUGAUAUGGACUAGCUCUUCGAUCACUUUCAGGCGUUUCACACAAAAACGGUGAUGAAAAGUUUUUUCGUCUUGGAAGUCUGGAAAAUUUUCAAGUUUUCGCAAAGUUUGUUUUUUUUUUUUAGUUCAAGUUCAAACUAAUUGCCAACAUUAAGAAAAAUAAGUGUAGGUUUUUUUCACACGACCUCGAUAAGGGAUCUUGAGAAAAUCGAUGAUUUUUUGGCAUUUUAAAAUCUUAUUUUUCCUUGAAGAUGGGCACUGUACGACGGGCGAAUCGAAUCUUCAUCUGGGGCGACGACGUCCCUCAUCCGAUCCUUCGAUUCGAAGACGUCGCCAUGCCGAAGCACCUCUCCGAACAUCUGAACGAGACCAAGAUUGCCGACCCGUCGCCGAUCCAAAUGCAGGCCAUUCCCUUGAUGUUGCAACGCAGAAACGUUCUGGCCAGCGCGCCGACUGGUGGGUUUGACUGAUCUAAGAAAACCAGAGUGGUCCCUAUAGGGGCAACCUUCAGAGAACUUAAAGUUUCCCUCUGGGAACCGCCUUACAUCCCCCUAUAAGGACCACAAAGACUUACAAAAAGUAGCCCCUAUGGGGGUUUAAUUUGAUGGCCCUUCGAGGGGAGCAUUUUCCGUUCUUUUAUUACUGUUAUUUUUUUAACAACUCCAGAAGAAGAAAAAUUUCCAUGCAAAAAUCACAUUAACGAAUUUGAAGACCUGCUCGAAGACUAUCUUAUUUGUGGGCUUCGAACUAAUUUAUUAAAACAUUUGAAGUUUUGUUCAGAAACACAACUUCAAGACGGCAUUAUUAUCAUUUUUUACGAGCUUUGAGAUCGAACAAAAUUCUUCUAGGUUCCGGAAAAACGCUAGCCUUCGUCAUACCCGUGGUCAAAGAGAUUACUCGACUCAAAAAAUUGAAAAAAUAUUCGGCUGGCGACAAAUUGCUGGUCAUUGUUUUGGAACCGACAAGGGAGCUGGCAACGCAGGUUCGGGAAUUGAAACUUCAAAGAAAGUGGAAGUAAUUUCAGAGAAAUAGUGAAUAAUUAAAAUAAUUUAAUUUCUCUUCACAAUUUAGUAUCUUUCAAAUCGAAAAAAAGAAGUAUUUUCAGUGAAUGUUCAGAAAAACCCCUCAAGAGACCAUUUGAAAAAAACUUUCGUUCAACAAAUGAGCGGCCCUUCUAAGUGACCACUUAAGAGCCGGUUACACCACUUAUGUUAUCACUGAACCGCUCAUUAUCGAGUCUUCUUCAUUCUGCACUCUUUCUUCUAACAUGACUAUUUUUUUCGAAUUAUAAAUUGUUUUUUUAAAUGAAAGUUUUGAAAAAAAAAAGUUCAAAAUAUUUUAAUUUUUGGGGAUCGGAGUACAGUAAUAAAACAGUACCUGUGCAGACCUUCAACGAAUUUUCAAAAUACGCCGGUCCCAACAUCAGAGUCGCUUGUUUCAAUGACGAGUCUACGGUUCCGGAUGGUUGGAAAAUACCCUAAAUCAUCAGAAAAAUACCAAUUUUCAGCUGAAGUUUUGGUAUCAACACCGAACCGCCUCGUUUACCACAUUAAGGAUCUGAAUACCAAGUUUCUGAGGUGAAAAUUGUGGAAAUCUGAAGAAUUUAGGCGAAUUACAGAUGGUUGAUUGUUGAUGAGAGUGAUCGACUUUUUGAAGUGAUUGAGGGCCAGGAGAAAUGCUUCAGGAAUCAGGUGAGACGAGAGAAUGGACGGGUAAGAAGAGACGCCAGAGAAAGAGAUGGAUCAAAUUUCUGUGGCGUCUCUUAAGGCCUCUCUUGAUGUCUGUUUUCCAGAAGAGUGAAAGGAACGGUUCAGAAUGGCCUCAAGAGACGCCAGAGAUAGAGAGAAAGUACACUUCUCUGUCGUCUCUUCAAGCCGCCGUUGAUCUCUCAAUUUUCAAGGCUAUUUUUCAGUUGGCUACCGUAUACCGAGCUUGUACCGGAAAAUUCACACGUCGCGCUUUUUUCAGCGCCACUUUCUCGUAUGAAGUCGAGACUUGGUUGGGCCGAAAUAUAAAUAAGUGAAAAAGGAAAUAUUUAAAAUCACAGGUGCAAGGAAAACAUUGACAACGUCGGCAUGGUUUGCAUUGGCGAGAGGUGAUUUUGAGACUAAUUUGAGAAAAAAAGUUUUGAUUUUUUAGAAACUCCUCCAAUACAAAUGUGAAGCAAGAACUUCAAUAUUGCGGCUCGGAAGAUGGAAAACGAAUGGCGAUCAAAACUUUGUUGAAAACCAAGUUCUCCCCACCUGCUUUGGUUUUUGUGCAGGUCAGUGCUGGAGAAUAUUCCAUUCGAAUGGCUCUCGUCGCGAUCUGCUCGUCCGACACAGAACAUUUAUUGGAAUUUUUUUUGAAAUUUACUAGUCUCUGAAAUAUUUUUACUGUUUGAAAUUUAAAAGUUAUGGAUUUUUCUAUCGGGAGUUCUUUCAGAAAGUCGAUCUUUAAUCAGCAAUUUUAGGAUAAAAGACAUGAAUUAUUGAAUAUUGAACUUUGAAGCGUUUUCAUGCAUUUUGAAGCUUUUAUUACUAUAAUUAUGAUGAAAAUCAAACCUCACAGUUUAGAGCAAAGAGAGAGCGGCUCAAUUGGUACAGUUUUUGUCGGGGAUCGACGAAAAACUAAGAGUUGACUCGAUCAGCAGUGAAAAGUCGGAUAAGCAGGUGAAAGUCGAGUUUUUUGAGAGAGAAAAUCAACGAGGAAUCACAGCGGGACGCGACCAUGGAAGCCUUCCGGAAAGGACAACUUUGGGUCCUCGUUUGCACAGAACUUCUGGGCCGCGGGUUGGAUCUGUCCAACGUCAACCUUGUCAUCAACUACGACAUUCCUACUUCCAUCGUCAGCUACAUUCAUCGGAUCGGUGAGGAGUUCCCAGAAAAAGAGAGUCUCUGAAAAUCAUCACCAGAGUGGCCUCUACAGGGGCAACCUCAGAGGCGUUUACCUUCCAUUAUACGGGCUCUAAAGCUUGCAAAAGUGGCGCCUUUAGGGGCAUGAUAAUCGAUUAUUCUUAUGAACUCUAUGAGAAAAAGCAUUUUUAUGCGAAACAUCCGAUAAAUUAGCGUUUUUUGAAUGGAAACAAUCAAGAGAGGACAAACUGAUCAAGCUUUUCGGAUCUCAAAUCUGAACAGAAAAUUAAAAGACAACCUAGGGACCACUUAAGCUUUAGGCGCUGGAUAAAAAUUCAGACCCUAAACACCAAUAGGACUAUCUGAUUUUCACCCCUAUAGGGGCUGUUUCUCCCCUGACCCCUUCAAGGGCCACUCUGACAUUACUAAGAUAGAGAUCUGAUUUUGAUCGUUUCAGUAUUUUGAGCUGAAAAGAUGAUUUUUUUUUUUCCUCAGGAAGGACGGGACGGGCUGGAAAAGUCGGCCGUGCGGUCACUUAUUUCUCCGAAGACGACCUCAAAUACAUCCGGCCCAUUGCGACGGUCAUCCGACAAGCCGGAUUCGAAGUUCCUGACUAUCUUCUGACCUUGAAGAAGGUUUCAAGGUGAACAAGCCAGAGAAAUCUAUAAAAGUCGCCAUAAAAACUGUCCAUAGAGCGCAGACGUCGCAGAGCCUUUCAGGUCGUUUAUGAAUCAGGAGGUUGUUUUUUUUCACAUCUAUCUUCGGUAAGAAGCUCGGCGAAAAUAAAUUCAUGAAGGGAAAAACGUCUUUUAAUUUGAAGCAGGAGGCUGAUUUUUCUCACUUUCCUCUGGAAAAGAAACCUGAAAAAAACAGGCGCAACAACAUAUUGAGUUUAUCCAUGGAGCAUUUGUUCUCAAAAUAAGCAGCGAUUUUUUCACGCAACUUCUUUUGCUGUAUUUUUUCCGAAUUUUUCAAUUUUCCUUUUUUUAAGAAACGAAAAGCAACAUCUUCUGAAGCACGCUCCGAGACGACAGAAAAUCGCAUUUGUCAGAAGUCGCGAAAUCAAGAAAAAAAGAAGAAGUUGGCUACCAAAUCUGAAAAAGAAAUAA